This is a messenger RNA of Penaeus vannamei (Pacific white shrimp), 591 nucleotides long. The record is from RefSeq and is a predicted model, not a curated record. Lineage: Eukaryota; Metazoa; Arthropoda; Malacostraca; Decapoda; Penaeidae.
AUGAGCAAGGUCGAAGGAUUGGACACCAUCUUGGUCACGGGCGGAGCGGGCUUUGUGGGAUCCACACCAUUGUCGUGGUCGUGGACUCCUGCAUCAACUCCCACCCCGAAGGAGGGCCGUGACCUGCCGCCCGUCCUCGAGAGGGUGCAGGACCUCACCGGCCAGACCGUGACCUUCCACCACCUGUCGAUCCUGGAUCGCGAGGCGCUCAAGGAUGUCUUUCUCAAGCACAAGGUCGACGCCGUCAUCCACUUCGCGGCGCUGAAGGCUGUUGGCGAGAGCGUGAAGCGCCCCCUCGACUACUACCACAACAACAUUACUGGAACGGCCACGCUCCUGCGGGUCAUGGGCGAGGUCGGCGUGAAGAGGCUCGUGUUCUCUCUCGUCGUCCACCGUCUACGGCCCCGCCAAGUACUUCCCGACGGACGAGGAGCACCCGACGGGCCAGGGCGUGACCAACCCCUACGGCAGGAGCAAGUUCGUGUGCGAGGAAAUGAUGAAGGAUUUGGCCAAGGCGGAGGAGAACAAAAGAAAAUUAACCUGAUGCUGCUGGAGAUGGCAUACAGCACGCACAUGCCAUACCCAUAUUGA